Molecule: messenger RNA, 3972 nt
Organism: Centropristis striata (black sea bass)
Lineage: Eukaryota; Metazoa; Chordata; Actinopteri; Perciformes; Serranidae
Gene: smo
Product: smoothened, frizzled class receptor
Exons: 12
Coding region: 559-3030 (823 amino acids)
Biological process (GO): smoothened signaling pathway; central nervous system development; positive regulation of smoothened signaling pathway
Cellular component (GO): plasma membrane; cilium; dendrite
Molecular function (GO): transmembrane signaling receptor activity; patched binding
Source: RefSeq, a predicted model, not a curated record
GGGACCAAGAUCACUUCUUAGGACACGUGAAGAGAUGUAGGAUCGUUUAUCAUCUUAUUUUUCUGCCAGCAUUAAACAGGGGGGCUGCGGAGAAGAAGGGGGUGGUGCAUCUGAGCCAGGGAUCCUAUUACACACAUCCAGACUUUUUCAUGGCAAGUUUUUUGGAAGUGGGGGGAGGGCGAAUCUGCAACUUUCUCGGCCUGAUGUCUUUUUCAUCGCCAGCCUAAAUGCUUCAAAUGAAUACUUUGUAUGGGUUUGAGUUGAUGAUGCGUUUUUUCUAAGAGGCGAGGACAGUUUUGGGGAGCUGUUCGGAUUUGGAUAAUGAAGGAAUUCAGGAGGAUCCAUCAGGGAUCGGACGAGAAGUGCAGAAUAAAAAAGUUUGGGAGGACUGCGAGAAAACUUUGAAGCGCUCCGCAGAUUUUCCCCUCACCAUGCCGAGUUUGGAAACCUAUUCUAAUGAAGAAAACCUCAUCUUUGGGUUUCUUGGGGAAAAGGAUAACUGAAGCGCAAGAAUUCACAGUGAUCUCGCUUUUGCACAGUUGAAUCUCUUCUCUCAAGAUGUCUUCCCAGACUCGGAGCCCCAUUGUUGGAUUUUACGGGAUGCUUUGCGUCUGGGCUGCCUGGCUUUCAGGCUCCGAGGCGGUGUUGUCUCCAAACGGGACCAUAUUUGAGGAUAACUGCAAGAAAACCUCAACUUGUGAGGCACUUAAAUACAACACAUGCCUGGGAUCACCUUUACCCUACACACAUACUUCUCUGAUCCUGGCCGAGGACUCCGACACCCAAGAAGAAGCUUUUGAGAAGUUGACCAUGUGGUCCGGUCUGCGGAACGCUCCUCGAUGCUGGUCGGUCAUCCAGCCUCUGCUCUGUGCCGUCUACAUGCCCAAAUGUGAGAACGGUCGGGUGGAGCUGCCCAGCCAGAGCCUGUGUCUGGCUACGCGUCGACCAUGCAGCAUCGUGGACCAGGAGAGAGGCUGGCCCAGCUUCCUCAAAUGUGACAAAUUCCCUGUGGGCUGUUCGAAUGAGGUGCAGAAGCUGAAGUUCAACAUGUCCGGCCAGUGUGAAGCUCCCCUGGUGAAGACAGACAUCCAGUCCAGUUGGUACAAGGACGUGGAGGGCUGCGGGAUCCAGUGUGACAACCCUCUGUUCACUGAGGAGGAACACAAUGACAUGCACGCCUACAUCGCUUACUUCGGCACCAUCACCCUCCUCUGCACCUUCUUCACCCUGGCCACGUUUCUUGCCGACUGGAAGAACUCCAACCGGUACCCAGCUGUCAUUCUCUUCUACAUCAACGCCUGUUUCUUCGUGGGCAGUAUCGGCUGGCUGGCCCAGUUCCUGGAUGGAGCACGUGACGAGAUUGUGUGCAAGAGCGACAACACCAUGCGACUCGGGGAGCCCUCGUCUUCAGAGACGCUCUCCUGCGUCACCAUCUUCAUCAUCGUGUACUACUCCCUGAUGUCGGGUGUGAUUUGGUUCGUCAUGCUGACCUAUGCAUGGCACACGUCCUUCAAAGCCCUGGGCACCACGCACCAGCCGCUGUCCGGCAGAACCUCCUACUUCCACAUGGUCACCUGGUCCGUCCCGUUCAUCCUCACUGUGGCCAUUCUGGCUAUCGCUGAGGUGGAUGGAGAUUCAGUGAGUGGGAUCUGUUUUGUGGGCUACAAAAACUACAGAUACCGAGCUGGGUUUGUGCUGGCUCCCAUUGGAGUGGUGCUUGUGGUCGGCGGCUACUUUCUUAUUCGGGGUGUCAUGACUUUGUUUUCCAUUAAGAGUAACCACCCAGGACUGCUGAGUGAGAAAGCUGCCAGCAAAAUCAACGAGACAAUGCUGAGACUUGGUAUAUUUGGAUUCCUCGCCUUUGGCUUUGUUUUCAUAACCUUCGGCUGCCACUUCUAUGACUUCUUCAACCAGGCUGAAUGGGAGAGGAGCUUCAGAGAAUAUGUGCUGUGUGAAGCCAACGUGACAAUCGCCUCUCAGACCAAUAAGCCAAUCCCAGAAUGCACCAUUAAGAACCGGCCCAGCCUGAUGGUGGAGAAAAUCAACCUGUUCUCCAUGUUUGGGACGGGAAUUGCUAUGAGUACCUGGGUCUGGACCAAGGCCACCAUCCUCAUCUGGAAACGAACCUGGUGCAAGAUUAUUGGCCGUAGUGACAAUGAACCCAAGAGGAUCAAGAAGAGCAAGAUGAUUGCCAAGGCGUUCGCGAUGAGGAAGGAGCUUCACAAGGACCCGGAGAAGGAGCUGUCCUUCAGCAUGCACACCGUGUCCCAUGAUGGGCCAGUGGCUGGAAUCAAUUUUGAACUAAAUGAGCCAUCAAAUGACAUGUCAUCAGCUUGGGCGCAGCAUGUGACUAAGAUGGUGGCCAGGCGAGGUGCCAUCCUGCCUCAGGACAUCUCUGUGACUCCAACUGGUACACCAGUGCCACCUCCAGAGGAGAGGAACAGGCUGUGGAUGGUGGAGGCUGAGAUUUCUCCAGAGAUGAUAAAGAGGAAAAAGAAGAAGAAGAAGAGGAAGAAGGAGGUGCGUCCAGCGGAGGAGGCGGUGGACCACCAGGCUUAUCGGCAGCGUGAGUUUGGUCGCAGCUCAGUGCCUCGCCUGCCCAAACUGCCUAACCAUCCCAGUCUGGUGGCUAAUCUAAGGGAGCAGCAGAAGCUGCAGGAGGAAGUUCUGCCGGGGUCCUACCCGGAUUUCCAGCCCUCCCACCCCCUGUCCUGUGAGGAGAGGUGUCCUUACCCAGCUUACCAGAGCAGCCGGAACAGCUAUGGCCGCAUCCUGCUCUCUAACCCUCAAACCUUCAGCGACCGCCCAGAGGAUCUGGGUCUUGGUCCGCGCUGCCUCCCCUCAGGCUCCACAUGGCAGCCCAGUGGGUCUUGCCGCUACCCCAGGGAGGUGGAUCUCAAUGACGGGCUGUCGGAGAGGUUGGCCCAAGUGGCUCGGGUACCAGCAGGCCGAAGGGCCGGCUAUGGACCCAUUCACUCCCGGACCAAUUUAAUGGAGGCGGAGCUUAUGGAUGCUGACUCUGACUUCUAAGAGCAAAGCUCCCGUAUAUAUCUUUCUGGUACACAGACUGUAAGCUACAAAAAGUGCUGGAUACUUUCAAAAUUCUUACUAAAGUGCACCUAAGUCCCAAUGCCCAGACGCCAAGAUGGGACUGAGCUGGUUAGUUUUUUAUUUUUAUUUUUUUUAGAGAAAAAACAAAGGGAUAAAGUGAAAAAAUAUGUUGUAAAUAAGUUAAUGAAAAAAAAUAUUUUUUAUACUUUAUUUGUUUCCAAUAAAAUUUCAAAGGCAACUUCAUGAUGACAAGACAAAUGAGGCAGCUAAACUUUAUGUGGCUUGAAUCAGAUAUCUUUAUUCUGAAUCUCCUGUGCAUCCAUCAGCUAGUAUCCGCCCCGCCCUGUUUGUGAUGAAAUCAGCUCUAAACAUGGCAGGAAGUUAAUGUUCCAAGGAUGAAUCGCUAGUUAACACAGUCAACUUGUCUUUGAGAUUACCAGUUAGGACAUUUGAAGAUGAAGGCAGUCAAAUGAAAAAUAUUUUUACUGCCACGGAGCAGUGAAACCUCAUACAGAAGACCAUACAGGUUAGGAAUAAUGCUACGGGCUUCUUGCAAAUACUGUUUAACCCAGGUCUUCUUUUGUGUUAUAUUUUAAUGUUUUUCUCUCUUCCCACCACUAUUUAGCCAUUAAUUACUUGUGUUUAUGUACAGUUACCUUGAGGUACUAACUAUUAUCUCCCUUACUUAUUAAUACUAAUAUCACAGAAAUGAUUGCUGAGUGGCAGGACUUUGAGAGAAUUUGUGACACACACUGGGACUUACACAGACGCCAGGAAAUGUUAAAAUAAAUGGUAUAAUUAGUAUAAGACAAUUUAUUUUGUACUAGGUGAUAGGUCUCACAGCUUCACAUUGUGAUCAUUCACUUCAGAUUCAAACAUAACCCAAAUUAUUAUUUUGUCCUUCAAUUUUUUGACCUCUUU